Molecule: messenger RNA, 2767 nt
Organism: Propithecus coquereli (Coquerel's sifaka)
Lineage: Eukaryota; Metazoa; Chordata; Mammalia; Primates; Indriidae
Gene: ZNF668
Product: zinc finger protein 668
Exons: 3
Coding region: 683-2542 (619 amino acids)
Biological process (GO): regulation of transcription by RNA polymerase II
Molecular function (GO): DNA-binding transcription factor activity; RNA polymerase II cis-regulatory region sequence-specific DNA binding
Source: RefSeq, a predicted model, not a curated record
ACUUCCGGCGCUGGGUUCUAGCUCGGCCUGACUCUGGCUCCGCCCACGUAGGUCACAGAGGUGAGCUUUUACGCACUAUCUUAGCCACACUUCCGGCAGGGGCUGCUAAAAUCAUUUCGGUGCACAUUGAAUAAGCGCAGAAGGAAGAAAGUAUUCUGCAGCCCUGGCCACAGUACUUUGCUGACACUUUCCGGGGGACUCCCUGACUCUUCCCAAGACAGAUGGGGGAAGCUUCAUUAAAUCCACUCCUCGCUAUUAAAUGAAAUGGUGUGGAAUAUAAGCGGAUUUAGGUACUACGAAGCUUGAGCAUGGACUUGCUGUCCUCCCACCUUAUAGUUCUUGGAAACACUUCCGGUGGCCUGUCCCAGGCUAGGAAUAGCCCGGUGUAUACCAUCAACCUGCCUGGCGUCUCCUUGCCUUAGCACCCCAGAGACCUCUUGCAAGCUAUCUCUCCGCCACCAUAGGCUGGAGGUUCCCACGUAAAUUUUUCCUUCCUCCCUAGCCGGGAAAGCUCCUUUCACUUCCGCUCGCCCGCCCGCCAGCCCCGCCUCCCCUCCCCCCCGCUGGGUCCUAGCGCCGGCCCUUCUCUAGCAGUGUCCCGGGCUCCGUCCGAGGGAGAAGCUGCCGCUGACACCACGGAGCCAGCCUAAGUCCUCUCAGAGAAGCCCCGCCCACCAAGGCGAUGGAGGUGGAGGCUGCCGAGGCCCGGUCCCCAGCCCCCGGCUACAAGCGCUCCGGCCGCCGCUAUAAGUGCCUGUCGUGUACCAAGACAUUUCCAAAUGCGCCCAGGGCAGCGCGCCAUGCUGCCACACACGGGCCUGCAGACUGCACAGAGGAGGUGGCUGAGGUGAAGCCAAAGCCGGAGACAGAACCCAAGGCAGAGGAAGCCAGUGGGGAGAAGGUGUCAGGUUCAGCGGCUAAGCCUCGGCCCUAUGCGUGCCCGCUGUGCCCCAAGGCCUACAAGACGGCACCUGAGCUGCGCAGCCAUGGGCGUAGCCACACGGGUGAAAAGCCCUUCCCAUGUCCCGAGUGUGGCCGCCAUUUCAUGCAACCGGUGUGCCUGCGCGUGCACUUGGCCUCACACGCUGGUGAGCUGCCCUUUCGCUGCUCACACUGCCCCAAGGCCUAUGGCGCGCUCUCUAAGCUCAAGAUCCACCAGCGUGGUCACACAGGCGAGCGGCCCUACGCCUGCGCCGACUGCGGCAAGAGCUUCGCUGACCCCUCGGUGUUCCGCAAGCACCGGCGCACACAUGCAGGCCUGCGGCCUUACAGCUGCGAGCGCUGCGGCAAGGCCUACGCUGAGCUCAAGGACCUGCGCAACCACGAGCGGUCCCACACAGGUGAGCGGCCCUUCCUCUGCUCCGAGUGUGGGAAGAGCUUCUCCCGCUCGUCCUCACUCACGUGCCACCAGCGUAUCCACGCGGCGCAGAAACCCUAUCGUUGCCCGGCCUGUGGCAAGGGCUUCACGCAGCUCAGCUCCUACCAGAGCCACGAGCGCACUCACUCUGGCGAGAAGCCCUUCCUGUGCCCGCGGUGUGGCCGCAUGUUCUCCGACCCGUCGAGCUUCCGGCGCCAUCAGCGGGCUCACGAGGGCGUGAAGCCCUACCGCUGCGAGAAGUGCGGCAAGGACUUCCGGCAGCCGGCAGACCUGGCCAUGCACCGGCGGGUGCACACGGGCGACCGACCGUUCAAGUGCCUGCAGUGUGACAAGACGUUUGUGGCGUCCUGGGACCUCAAGCGGCACGCUCUGGUGCACUCAGGCCAGCGACCCUUCCGCUGUGAGGAGUGCGGGCGGGCCUUCGCCGAGCGUGCUAGUCUCACGAAGCACAGCCGGGUGCACUCGGGUGAGCGCCCCUUCCAUUGCAACGCCUGUGGAAAAUCCUUCGUGGUGUCAUCAAGCCUGAGGAAGCACGAGCGGACCCAUCGAAGCAGCGAGGCCGCAGGGGCUCCCCCACAACAGGAGCUGGUAGUGGGGUUGGCGCUGCCUGUGGGUGUGGCGGGUGAGGGCUCAGCCACCUCAGCAGCAGGGGCUGGGCUAGGGGAACCUCCUGCAGGACUGCUAGGGCUGCCCCCGGAGUCUGGGGGUGUAAUGGCUACACAGUGGCAAGUAGUGGGCAUGACAGUGGAGCACGUGGAGUGCCAGGAGGCUGGUAUUGGGGAGGCUGCUGGUGCCCUGGGAGGGACAGGCGAGGUGGGGGGUGAGGAGGUUGACGAGAAGCCCCCACAGUUUGUGUGCCGCGAGUGCAAGGAGACCUUCUCCACACUGACACUGCUGCGGCGGCAUGAGCGGUCACACCCGGAGCUCCGGCCCUUUCCCUGCACCCAGUGCGGAAAGAGCUUCUCAGACCGGGCUGGGCUGCGCAAGCACAGCCGUACCCACAGCUCUGUGCGCCCCUACACCUGCUCCCACUGUCCCAAGGCUUUCUUGAGUGCCAGCGACUUGCGCAAGCAUGAACGCACCCACCCUGUGCCCAUCGGAACCCCCACACCCCUGGAGCCCCUUGUGGCUUUGCUAGGAAUGCCUGAAGAGGGGCCGGCCUGAAGCCCAUGCCCCCCAGUCCACCACACUUCCAGGAGCCCAGCACCCAUGGGGUACCUCCUGAGCCUCCUUUUGCCCCAGCUCACUCUUGAGACUCCAGAUCCUUGCCCCUGGGCAACUAGCUUACCUGUUGCUCAGCUAAGAUAGCUGGGGACGGUGGAAUCUGGCAGCAGCUGUGAGAGACUUGAUUCUCUCUGAGCAACACUCAUUAAAGCUUUCACUUUGGCA